Molecule: messenger RNA, 1014 nt
Organism: Culicoides brevitarsis
Lineage: Eukaryota; Metazoa; Arthropoda; Insecta; Diptera; Ceratopogonidae
Product: zinc finger protein-like
Exons: 1
Coding region: 1-1014 (337 amino acids)
Biological process (GO): regulation of transcription by RNA polymerase II
Cellular component (GO): nucleus
Molecular function (GO): zinc ion binding; DNA-binding transcription factor activity, RNA polymerase II-specific
Source: RefSeq, a predicted model, not a curated record
AUGGAAUCGUCUUGCGAGACAAUAAUUUGUCGUUGUUGUCUCUCAAAAGAUGAGAAAAAUGUCUUUUUUGACAUCCGGAAGUCGAGUUACGGCGAGAAAUCGUUCAAAGAAAUAAUUGAAAGCUUAAUUUGCGGCGUCGUUGAGGAGCAGGAACCUUCGUUUGUUUGUGAAUCGUGCGCGAAUCUACUCGGAGAUUCGUACAAGUUCAUCAAAAUGCUGAAAGAAAGUCAAUUGAUCAUAAAUGGGAUGAAAAAUGAAGAUUUUUUGGUUGAAAAUUCUCACCUGAAGUGUAUGGAGGAUGUUAUUGAAGAAGUUUUCGAAGAAGAAAUUGACGAAAAUCAUCAAAUUUUAUCUCUGGAGCGUCUCGAGAGUCAUUUAAACGUCUCACAUGAGGAUCAAAAAGUCACUGAAAAACUUUUUCAAUGCGAUCUCUGUAGAAUUUCACUUAAAUCCAAAGAAUGUCUUUCGAAUCACAUGAAGGCAAAACACUUGAACCGUCGAUUUCCAUGCAAAUUUUGUGAAAAUUCAUACAAAAGUCGUUCCGGAUUGCAUCAACACGAGCAACAACAUCACACAAAAGCCAUAAUUUACGAAUGUCUCCGUUGCCCAUACAAAAGUCACAGCAAAACUUUGUUACGGAAGCACGAAAAUCGUCAUUUUCUGAAAGAAAAAAAAUUCGAAUGUGAAAUUUGUGGAAGAAAUUUUGUGUCUUCGGAUAAUUUGAAGCGUCAUCAAUUCGUGCAUAUCGAUAAAAGACCUAUUAAUUGCGAAACUUGCGAAAAAAGCUUCAAAACUACCGAAGCACUGAAGAAACAUGAGGCUUGUCACAAAGAAUAUCGCUAUGAAUGCCCGAUUUGCUCUCGAAAAUAUUUGACGAAUCAAGCGAUGAGAGCUCAUUGCACAAAACUACAUCCAAAAUACGAUUUGCCUCCAGCAGGAACUGUCUUGGCAAGUGAUGCAAAGUCAAAACACACAAAAAAUCUAAAAUUAGAGAGAAAUUUAACGAAAAAAUGA